CGCCUCAUUGUCAACCUCUCUGAUCUCCACUCAUUUUAUCGUGACUCUGCUCCUAGGAUUCUUAAGAGUCCAGGUGAAUAUGUGCAGUCAUUUUGUGAUGCUGUUACUGAAGUUACCCGCAAUAUUGACCCAAAGUACUUGAAGGAAGGAGAGCAAGUUCUUGUGGGCUUUGAAGGCCCUUUUGUUUCUCGUCGCGUCACUCCAAGAGAACUUCUGUCAGAAUUUAUUGGAUCCAUGGUCUGCGUUGAGGGCAUUGUCACAAAAUGUUCACUUGUCAGGCCAAAGGUUGUUAAAAGUGUUCACUUCUGCCCCUCAACUGGAAACUUCACCACCCGCGAAUAUCGAGACAUAACGUCCAACAUUGGCUUGCCUACUGGUUCUGUUUAUCCUACCAGGGAUGAAAAUGGCAACCUGUUGGUUACUGAGUAUGGGUUGUGCAAAUACAAAGAUCAUCAGACCUUGUCAAUACAAGAAGUACCUGAAAAUUCUGCCCCGGGUCAACUCCCACGAACAGUUGAUGCUAUAGUUGAGGAUGAUCUGGUUGAUUCGUGCAAGCCAGGAGAUCGUGUCUCAAUUGUUGGGGUAUAUAAGGCACUUCCAGGGAAAAGCAAGGGCAGCGUGAAUGGAGUUUUCAGGACUGUUCUUAUCGCCAACAAUGUCUCCCUACUAAAUAAAGAAGCCAAUUCACCAAUAUACAGUCCUGAAGACUUGAAAAACAUUAAAAAGAUAGCAGAAAGAGAUGAUACAUUUGAUCUACUUGGCAAUUCUCUAGCACCCUCUAUAUAUGGGCAUUCUUGGAUAAAGAAAGCAGUGAUUUUACUGAUGCUUGGAGGGAUGGAAAAGAAUUUGAAGAAUGGGACUCAUUUAAGAGGGGAUAUUAACAUGAUGAUGGUUGGUGAUCCUUCUGUUGCCAAGUCUCAACUUUUAAGAGCAAUUAUGAGUAUUGCCCCCUUAGCCAUAUCAACCACUGGCAGAGGUUCUUCGGGUGUUGGCUUGACAGCUGCUGUUACUUCUGAUCAAGAAACAGGAGAAAGAAGACUAGAAGCUGGUGCAAUGGUUCUUGCUGAUCGUGGUGUUGUUUGCAUUGAUGAAUUUGAUAAGAUGAAUGAUCAAGAUCGUGUUGCCAUUCAUGAAGUUAUGGAACAACAAACUGUAACAAUUGCUAAAGCUGGUAUCCAUGCAUCUCUGAAUGCUCGGUGCAGUGUUGUGGCUGCUGCAAAUCCCAUAUAUGGAACAUAUGACCGCUCAUUGACUCCAACAAAAAAUAUUGGACUUCCAGACUCUUUGCUUUCACGUUUUGAUCUACUAUUUAUUGUGUUGGAUCAAAUGGACCCUGCUAUUGACAAUAAAAUAUCAGAGCACGUCCUCCGCAUGCACCGCUACCUUUCAAGAUCUGAUGGCGGUGAGGCGGCACUUGAUGGAGGUCCAAGAUAUGAUAGAGAAGAUGAUGCUGAUAAUGACUCAUCUGUUUUUGUUAAAUAUAAUCGAAUGCUCCAUGGAAAGAAAACAGAAAGGGGUCGCAAGCGUGAUACACUUACCAUCAAGUUCCUAAAGAAAUACAUCCAUUAUGCAAAGAAUCGUAUUCAGCCGGAACUCACUGAUGAGGCAUCUGAACAUAUUGCAACAGCAUAUGCAGAGCUUCGAAAUACAAGCUCAAAUGCAAAGACUGGGGGAACACUUCCCAUAACUGCCAGAACAUUAGAAACAAUUAUACGACUCUCAACUGCGCAUGCCAAAUUGAAGUUGAGCAGAAAGGUUUUGAAAUCUGAUGUUGAAUCUGCCUUGAAAAUUCUUAAUUUUGCUAUAUAUCAUAAAGAAUUGACUGAGAUGGAGGAACGAGAACAAGAAAGAGAGAGAGAGGAAUUAGAAGAAUUGGAGAGAACAAGAAGAACUGAGCAUAACCCCCGUAGAAGUCGUAGGGCAGCGCAAAAUACCGCUGAUGGAGAGGGUUUAACGGAAGAUGCCAUGGAAGUAGAUGAACCUUCUGAUGACCAAUAUACUGUCGACAUCACUCCUGAAAGAUUGGAAGCAUUUAAUUCAGUAUUUGGUCAUCAUAUGAGGGCAAAUCGCUUGGACGAAAUAUCCAUUACAGAUUUAGAGAAGGUUGUCAAUGCUGGACCAGAUGCUCAUUAUUCGAGGGCUGACAUAACAUUUUUCUUAGAGAAACUCCAAGACGAUAACAAAGUAAUGAUUACUGAUGGAAAAGUGCAUGUUAUAUGAAGUAAUGGGAUGACGAAAA
Carica papaya (papaya) is the source of this 2239-nucleotide messenger RNA. The record is from RefSeq and is a predicted model, not a curated record. NCBI's taxonomy places the organism in Eukaryota, Viridiplantae, Streptophyta, Magnoliopsida, Brassicales, Caricaceae.